Messenger RNA from Sapajus apella (tufted capuchin), 7250 nucleotides. It is a transcript of the gene AEN, whose product is annotated as apoptosis enhancing nuclease. Lineage: Eukaryota; Metazoa; Chordata; Mammalia; Primates; Cebidae. Gene Ontology annotation, molecular function: nucleic acid binding; exonuclease activity. Gene Ontology annotation, cellular component: nucleus. The transcript is spliced from 6 exons. The coding region runs from base 4335 to 5312 and encodes 325 amino acids. The record is from RefSeq and is a predicted model, not a curated record.
UAAUGUCCGACCCUACCCCAGCAGAGCGCCGGACCCCGGCAGGAGUAGCAGGCUGCCCGCUGCUGGCCCGCCGACCGGCACCCCCUCCCCACAAGCCGUUGCCAUGGCCACAGGGGACAUUUGAUGAGAAGUGCCGCGGCCCCCCCUUCGCUUGCUUUCUCCGCUCGCCUUCAGGAUGACGUCAUGAACAUCCGUGGCCCUGACAGGCCAUCCGUCGGUUGGUCUCAGCUUUAAAGCAGCUGUUCUUCCCUGGCCCGGCAGCAGCGGCGACGGUUUGCACCCGGAGGGCCACACCAGGACUACGGACCGGGACAGGACUGAUGGCACCAGAGAGGCGAGUAUUCCAGGGGCACUUUACAAACAGCUUCCUCAAACCCCAGCCCUCCCCGCCCCACUGCGCUGCAGCUUGCUCUGCGGCUGUUGGGGGAACGCAAAGUGCCGGCAGCUGGGUGGUGAGGGGCUUUCUUCCAGAAAGAAGCGGAGAGCAAGUGGUCUUCCUCCCCAGCCGUGGCGACCCGUUCCAGGUAAAUCUCAGGCAAGGUCCCCCGCCCAGUUCCCUCCUCCAGGUCCAGGGCUCGUGCCUGGAGGAGCAGCCGACUGGAGCUGAUAUUCGGGAAGCUGAGCCUGAGGCUGCUCUGGAGGGCCGGGGAACUGGGCGGCCAGGCUUGGCACCCGCCAAAGGUGCAGUGAAGAGGAGGAAAGGCGACUCCGGAGCCCAGCAGGUGAGCGCUCCUACGGGGUGCUGGGCAGGCUAGAGGUGUGGGGGCGUCGGUUCCAGUACCUGCCCGGGACGAUGCGGAAACCCAGCUUGCAGUUUGUUUCGCUGGGUCCCGUGCCCCCCAGGAGAAAGACUGCCCCACAGCCUCGCCAGAGCUGCUUCUCGCAACCCAGCCGCCCCAAGCCCGCCGCCGCCGCUCCUCCCGCGCUUCUCGCCCCGGAUUCUAGAUGCAGCUGACCUGUUGCAUGCAGAAGAGCAGCCGCGUUCCGCGUUCCAAGCCUCUCUCCUCGCUGCUUUGCCCGCCACCAGAUCUGAGCGCCAGGAGUCCGGGAACUCUGCCUGCAAGCACCCAGAGAGCCCAGAGCCGCAGGAAAAAAUGUGAAAAGUACCAGGAGACAACUGGUGUAGCCUUUCGACUCGGCGGACCCAGUGCCUCUACUUCGAGUCGCUACCCGAUUGGAGUGGGCUCAGAAUCAGUCUGCUGAAGGUCCCUGGAGCCCCCACCCCAGUGAAUCUGAGCCUCCAGCUUCAGCACCAGAGGCUGGACAGCGCCCCGGCCCUAGGGUGCCAAUGGUCGGUGCCUGCCUGCGCGCGGCUCAGCUUCCCAGCCCCAGACCACUUGCGCUCGCGGCCCCUCAGACCCCAUGCGGAGGAGAUCAGGAGGUGACUCAGGUUCGCGGAAGAAUGUGGGACUCACCUUCCUCAUUUCUCCAGGGAUUUAGGUGUGGGAUUCUGGGAGAGCAUUCUAUCUUGUCCUGGCCACGACCAGUGGAAAAACUUGGCGCCAAAGGAAGGCGGUGGUGCGGGGAGCGGAGACACGCUUGCAGGCGGUGAGCAAAGGGGCGUGCGGGACGGAGGAUCUACCGCGAUCCCAGCCCGGGCGUUCAGUGAAAAAUCGCAGCAUCUAAAUCCUGCGCUCCCUCUCGCUCUCUCCGCCUUCCUUCUUCCCUUCCUUCCCACACUCUCUGGACGCAUUAAUAGGAGGGAGUGAAAGGGAAAGUGUGGGGAGGAGGGGGAAGAUAUUGAAGCCGAGGUAAGAUUUUAUCUAGGUCUCAACAUUCGAGCGUGGAUGAAAUUUGUCCAAAAAGAACAUCAAGGUACGCAUUUUUUACCCAAAGUAGCCUUUGUGUGAGGAGUAAAGAUGACUGUUUGGCCAGGAAGGAGAAAGAACGCAGAGGAACAGCCCCUAUCACAAAAGGGCUAACGGAGGUGGAGGAGGAAGGGAACCGACAGGACUUGGGCAGUAGCAUGGUUACCAGGCAACCAGUCGCAGCCCCAGCCUCCUGUUGCCUUGGUUACGGUGGGUGGAGAGGCUUUGGCCACUGAUGAUUAUCCCUGAGCACCUUGAUUAUUUAAAAUAUCUCCUGGGGAGCCCCUGCCUUUUCCGGGCUAGGUGAGAGUCACACCGAUCCUGCAUACGGCCGAUCCUACAUACGGCCGGGUCCAGGGAAAUCCUGGAAGAUGAUUAUUAUUUUUUUUUAAGUCGAGGCGCACAGCAAAGCAACUUACCUUUCCACCACUACAGUCCUCCCCUCCCCCACUCCACCGCACUGGCUUCAUUUCUCCAGGAUUUACAAUUUUGUCUUUUAUAUUUUUCAUUUAGUCCUUUAUACUGGAGGAGCUGAUUUCUUAUCCCCCACCCCCUCUUUUUCCCCCUUAAAAUGAGAAAAACACAUUUGCUCUUCAUGCAUGAACAGGAGGGAGACAAGGAAAUUGUCCAAGGGUGUCUACUGUAGAGAGAAGCUUUCUCCCUGGUUUGAUAGUCCUCCCUCCCCCACUAACUAAACCACUCCCUUCAGGGGAGAGGGGGAUGAAUUUUGGAUUACCCCCACUUCUCACCUUGCCCCACAGACCACACAGAAAGCACAGUUAGAGGAAAACGUGUCUCUCUUAGUAAAUCUAGCAUCACUCUCAUUUGAUUUCUCAAGAUUCUCUUCUCUUUUAUUCCUCCCCAGCAUUGCCUUCAUAAUUAGCAAAUACAGCACCUAAAGCUUGUAAUCUUCUGAUUUUUUUGUUUCCCUUGAUUGAGAAACAUUGACUCCACUUUCACCUAUCAACCUUGCCUUGCCUUUCCUUAUCCUGAAACAUCUGGGUAGGAAAUUAUUUUACUUAUAAUUUUCCAAAGGAAGCUGUAACAUUCUCAGAAUGAUUUGGGAGGAAAUUGCUAGCAAGUUACCAGCACAGUGUGUGCCCUGUCCACUAUUUCAUUUCAAAUAUGUCUGUUUAAGAGCCAUUAACUUUCUCUUUCCAAAACAAAACAAAACAAAAGAAAAACACCAACUGAAAGAACUCUGUUUUAAACUGAGAUAUUAGCUGACAACGCAGAGAUGGAGAAAAUCUCCAUGUUUCAGGCAGUAACUGUCAUAUCUUUAUCUGUGAUGUCUGCACCAGUAAACACACGUCUCCUCUUAUUCUCUUUUCUCCUCGUUUCCUUCAUCUAUUAUUAAUAUAAAAAUGUUUAAUCAUUAUAAUUUCAGCAUAAGUUUAAAAGGUCAAAAAUUCCCUCAAUGAAUGGAUUUGAUAGUUUUGGGGGUAUUUACAUUAAAAUGCUUUUCUAUCACAUGUUACUAUAGAAACUUCCCUUCAGACAAGACCAGACAGCUGGUCUGCUUUUUGUACUUUUCUUCCCAAAGCAGUGCUUUUCUUUAUGAAUUCUCUGGGGCAGCUAUCAUUUAUCACAUCAAUAAUGUCCCUUAGCAACAGUUGUUUUUUUAAAAAAUUUUAUUCACUUUCUGCUUAUUUUCUUUAUGGACAAAGGGUCUACUUUCCUUUCAAGAAGAUAGGUGAGCUCUGAUUGGCUGGAAAGGAAGGAGCAUUCUUUCAUUGGUUGGUGUGCAUUGCCUUGUCAACCAAUAAGAGGAUGCCAUUUAUCCUUUUCUGACUAGCUGAGUGAGCAGGGUACCCAGAAGGAUUGAAUCUGCCUUAGUUCCAUCCAGUAGCAAAGGGCGGAACACAGAAUCCUGGACUCAGGAUCUGGAACUGACUUUGGCUAAUCCAGAUUGCAUUGACUUGCAAGGAUGACCUUGUCUACCUGUCUAUUCAUAGCUUACUUCAACAUACCUGCCGUCUACAUUGUCCUGUAGCUUUUGUCCCCUUCAUUUUGGGAGAUACUGUGAUUAUGUUUCAAAGUCAGUGCAGGUGAUUGUUACCAGGGUCCAGAAAAUUUUGUGAUUUCCCCUAAAAGUAGAGAAUUGGUCCUCAUUAUUAGAGAUGUGGUGAAAACUUUUGGGGAUGAAGAUGGAAAGCUAGAAUUUGGAAGAGCUGCAUUACCUGUGACACAGAAUGGAUAGCUCAGCUUUUGGAUUCACUCUGCUCAGCUUUCAGCUUUGGUAUUCGGUGUCCUCUUCUCCACUUUGAUGUUUUAUUUGUUUGUUUUUCUACUUUCAUUCUUCAGAGCUGCGCCUUUCGCCUGAAUUUUCAGUGACAAACAGAGAAGCUGAAUGGAUGGAGACAAUGACUCUCUAAUUCAGUGUAAGAGCUGAUUCAUCGCAUCCCAGGAAGACUUGUUGCAGGAUGGAAACUCUCUGACAGCAGCCUGGAAGAAGCUUUACUGCUGCUGCCCCGUUGGAAGAUUACUACCCAGGCUUCCCUUGCCCCAAGCAGUGAGCUGACUGGAAUGGUGCCCCGGGAGGCCCCUGAGUCUGCUCAGUGCCUGUGCCCUUCCCUCACCAUCCCCAAUGCCAAGGAUGUGCUUCGGAGAAGGCACAAGAGAAGGAGCCGACAGCACCAGAGGUUCAUGGCCCGGAAGGCCUUGCUGCAGGAGCAGGGGCUGCUGAGCAUGCCUCCAGAACCAGGGUCCUCCCCACUGCCCACACCUUUGGGGGCGGCGCCAGCUCCUGAAGCUGCCAGCAGUGGGAAGCAGUGUCCAAGGGCUGGGUCUGGUGCUGCUGCAUGCAGCAGAAGGCCUGCCCCCAGGAAAGCCUCAGGGCCCUGGCCCAGCAAGUGUGUGGCUAUUGACUGUGAGAUGGUGGGCACAGGACCCCGAGGGCGGGUGAGCGAGCUGGCCCGCUGUUCCGUGGUGAGUUAUUAUGGCGAUGUUCUCUACGACAAGUACAUCAGGCCUGAGAUGCCCGUCGUUGACUACCGUACUCGCUGGAGUGGCAUCACACGCCAGCACAUGCGCAAGGCCAUCCCCUUCCAGGUGGCCCAGAAAGAGAUCCUUAAGCUCCUGAAGGGCAAGGUGGUGGUGGGGCAUGCACUGCACAACGACUUCCAGGCCCUCAAGUACGUCCACCCUCGGAGCCAGACCCGGGACACCACCUAUGUCCCCAACUUCCUCAGCCAGCCUGGCCUCCACACCCGGGCCCGGGUCUCUCUGAAGGACCUGGCCCUGCAGCUGCUGCACAAGAGGAUCCAGGUGGGCCAGCACGGGCACUCGUCAGUAGAAGAUGCCACGACGGCCAUGGAGCUCUACCGGCUGGUGGAAUUGCAGUGGGAACAGCAGGAGGCCUGCAGCCUCUGGACCCGCCCUGAGGACAGAGAACAUGACAGCAGCACAGACAUGGAGCAGUACAUGGAGGACCAGUACUGGCCCGAGGACCCGGCCCGCGGCAGCAGAGGCGGAGAUGGGGAAGCACGGGACAGAAGGGAUUGAGAAGGGGGUGGGGCUCCCUGGCUGGUCUGCCCAUGUGGCCAGUAGGAAGUGGGGGCCAGGACAGCAGCAGGCGCUCCUUCUUGGGUAGGGUGGGGCAGGAUGCAGUGAGCCAGCCCCAGGGCCAGAGAUGUUGGGCCAUCUGUUAAGCUGACCCCGUCCGCUCACAGCAUAGCCCGCCAUCUCUCCAGGGCUGUUGGUUCUUUCUCCUGACUCCUGUGGUUUUGCUAAUGGCACUUUAUAGGCUCCAUGGAGAUGUCAGGUGGACCAUCUUCCAGGGCCCAGCAGGAGUAGGGAAUGUGCCAACUGACCGCCCCGGUUGUCGCGGCCUUCCCCACCCCCCCAGAUCUCCUGAGUCACACUGUGCUACUGAAAGGGAUCAUAUCACCCUCUCUGGGGAUGUCGGUAUCCUGGAGCUCCCUCACCCCAGCUCAAUGACAGGGGGUAAAGUUCUCUUUUGUGGUCUACCUCUUCCUCCACUCAGUUUUGGGUUCAGAACAAAUAUGCCCUGAAGUUAAACAGUUAAGUCCUAAAGGAGACAUUUCUUUCCCCCUCCCUGAUCUGGAGCUCCGGCUGUAGCCGUCGUAGGAACUCCGCUCCUCAUGGCCUGUCAGCUCCCUGCUAGGCUACAGUGGAACAGCAGAGUUCACAUGCUUCUUGUGGGGAGCUGGCCCCUUCACAUGCUUGGCAACAGAAGACCCCAGGCCCAGCUCAGGGAGGAGGGACGGCAGGUGAGCUUUGGACGAGACCUGGCAUAUUUAUUUUGACCCAAAUCAGGGAUUUCCCCAAUCCACCCAGUACUGGGCACUUAAGCAAAUGCAGAGACACAAGACAGCGGUUUGAAUUCUGGGCCUUUGUGCAGAACUGUGCCUGACCUUUAUUAAGAGCAGGGCCACUCGUCUCAGGGAGUGGAAUCUGCGUGUCUCCUGGGGCGGGGCGGGGCAUUGCCAGGGAAGCAGUGGCCUUGAACCUGGUCUGGUGCCCCCUCAGCUCCUUGACAAUCACUGUGGCUAAUGGGUUUUCUCCUAUUUCUAAAAGUGUUCUCUUGUUUCCUAAGUGACAGCUGUGAAGUAUUGGGUAACCGAGAGCUCAGGUCACACAGACCUUGGGGCCCCAUCUUUGCCGCCACUUAGCUCUGAGACCUUAGGCAAGUGAGGGGCGUCACUCUUGAGCCUGCUGUUUCCUCGUCUGUAAAAUGGGGAUAGUGGUGCGGCUUACCUCACAGGGUUGUGAUGAGCACUAAAUCUAAACCGUUUCACACAGUGCCUGGCGCGUGGUGAGCCACAGCCACUGUGAGCUUCUGUUUUUCCUUUAUUUUUUAAGCCCAAAAUAGGGCCACAACAUUGUUUAUUCUUCGAGGAUUUGUUGGAACCUCUUCAGGAUAACCCGAGUCCACAGGCUGGACAGCUGUGGCUCACACAGAGCUGCUCCGGCUUUUGGCUGUUUCCAGCAGUGGUGGGGCACUGGCCUGGUGAGGACACAGAGGGAGGGUCACGGUUAUCUGUGUGUCUUGUCUGUGGCCAGCAGGUGCAGGUGUGGAUUCUGGUCAGGGUCCCAACACUGGGAGGUGACAACAGAGCAAAGCAGCACAGGGGACAGGGAGGUAGAAACAGUGCUGACAUCACACUACCCCACCCUCAGCUGAAGCCCCGUGUUCCACAAACAGGGUUCUAGAUUGUCCAGUCACUGGCUCCCUCCCUAUCAGGACAGCACGGAGAAAGGGGCUGGCUGAGUCUCUUACCACAUCUGGCCUGGCUCCAGGACUUGGUUCUGGAUUUUUUAAAAGUCGGUAGCUAAUGUGAAACUCAGUUGAGCAUAGCUUCGAUCCCUUGGUCUGGGGUUGAAAGAAGAUGUGCUGUUAUCAGUGGGAAAAUGUACUACUUAAGAUCAGCUUUGGUGUAAAACCGUUUGUUCUGGAAUAAAACACAAUUGGAAAAGUGG